Messenger RNA from Pseudozyma hubeiensis SY62, 1611 nucleotides. RefSeq names its product alpha-1,2-mannosidase. The transcript has a single exon. Lineage: Eukaryota; Fungi; Basidiomycota; Ustilaginomycetes; Ustilaginales; Ustilaginaceae. The record is from RefSeq and is a predicted model, not a curated record. The coding region runs from base 1 to 1611 and encodes 536 amino acids.
AUGAAGGAGCAGUUCGAGCGGCAAGAUGAUAAGUUGGACCCUGAAGCUGCCAAUCCGGAAAUCGGCGUUGGGUGCUCGAGCCCCACAUACUGCACCCUUUCUUCUCUUUCUCACUUUGGCUUCCUCAUCCUUCUCGCCAUCUUUCAGCCUCUGUCCUUGCGGCUGCUCAGCUGCGUCGCAGCGAUGCCACCACUUCCUUUGAACGGCUCUUCCUACCCACCCUCGACCUCCGCUUAUCAACCGCUCCUGAACGCGGACGACCAGGACGACAUCGAAGCCUCCCAUUCCUCAUCACGCCGCGUUUCGCGCCGCACGUUCUCCUCCUCACCAUACCGCGCACGAGCCAAUGACCCGACCGACCUCUUGCAGACGUUUCUGUCAGACACACGGUCAACGGAUGCUGCCGGAACUUCAAAACGACUGUAUCUGCGAAUCACGGUGGGGGAGGGGAGGAAGAAGAUCGAGCUACCGCUGCCGGUGAUGACGAUGCAAGACUCGCUGCCAUUCGCACUUGCUGAUGACGUGCCUUGUCUGCGAGGGCUACCAGGCAGCGGAGCAUGCGGAUGGAAAGAAAAGCUAUCCGCACUGGUCCACGAAUUGACCGGAUCCUCAAGCUCCACCUCACACCCUGGUAAAGCCUCAGCGCUUCAAGUGUGGAACGCAUCCCACUCCAAACCCCUCUACGCAACACCCGAAGAAAUCGAUCGAUACCACACUCGCCUCCGCAACUCCGACUUACAUCCCUGGACACCUCUCAACACCACCACCACCUCCGCUACCCAACCCCCCUCCACCCACACAGCGAACCCGGACGAAGAAGUCGACAAACUCUUCACCGCCUCCGGUUCGCAGAGCGACUUCGACCUUUCCUCCGUAUUCUCGCGCUCGCGACCACGCAAGGCCACGCGGCUCGUGUCGUCGGCGCUGCAGGAGGCGUUUGAGAGGUUCGCGGACGACCGGCAUUUUUCCAAGUGGUUGGUGUGUAGAAAUGUGGUUUGGGGGUGGCAUCUGGAGAGGCUUCGGAGGAAAGUGGAGGAGCUUGUGAAGGAGGUCGAGGUCGACAGGAAGGGUAAGGGUAAAUCGGUGGAUGUCGGGGCGGAGGAGAGGGUGGAGGUGAAGGUGAUCGGGUUGGACGACGAAAGAGUGUAUCACGUGGUAUGGAGUCCCAUCGUCUUUCUCACGAGCAGAGCACCGCGGAUGUUUGAUUCGAGGAUAUCCUUGCUCGCAUUGAUGGGCUCAGGGACGGCAUUCGUAGUAGCAGUGGUGUUGGGCAUGCUAAGCAACACCCUGCUCAUCAUUGUCGUCCUGCUAGCGCUGUGCAGCUGGUCAACGCUGACGUGGUUAGUGCGGACUCAGCAAUCUUGCGUAUACGAUACGGUGGGUACCGCAUGGUCGUUGGCACCGAGGUGGGUCAAGGUUCCGGAUGUGGAUCCGGCGUGGGAUCGUGAGAGGGUGGUAGAAACUCUCAAAGUGGACGCGGGCAGCGGAGGUCCAGUGGGUAAAGUGGAAAGGAGGGGACCUAAUGGAGAUUGGUUCGUCCAGAGAGGGAUGGACCCCGAAGAGUGGUUGCAGAGUUACCGUGAGCGGCUGAUGCAGUGGGUUCGAGAGUGA